Lottia gigantea (owl limpet) is the source of this 1056-nucleotide messenger RNA. RefSeq lists its product as hypothetical. Bases 1 to 1056 code for a protein of 351 amino acids. NCBI's taxonomy places the organism in Eukaryota, Metazoa, Mollusca, Gastropoda, Lottiidae. The record is from RefSeq and is a predicted model, not a curated record. The transcript is spliced from 8 exons. Gene Ontology annotation, molecular function: histone acetyltransferase activity. Gene Ontology annotation, biological process: regulation of DNA-templated transcription.
AUGGAUGUGGCGAAAUGUGAACUACCCAAGAAAGAUAACAAAACACCUAAAAAAGACCCUCUUAAUAAGAUGUCAAAUGGAUCUCGAUCAGCUUCACCUGAUAGAGAAUAUCUGUCUGAUAGUCAAGAGAACGUACCUAAAACACCUCGUCAAACAGGCAGUAUGGUGGCACAUCAUGAUGAUAUUGUCACCAGAAUGAAAAAUAUAGAAUUAAUAGAAUUGGGUAAAUGGAGAAUUAAACCCUGGUAUUUUUCACCCUAUCCUCAGGAAUUAACAUCAGCACCAUUAGUUUUUAUUUGUGAAUAUUGUUUGAAAUAUUUAAAGAGUAGCAAAUGUUUACAAAGACAUUUGGCCAAAUGUCAGUUAUGUCAUCCACCAGGGAAUGAAAUCUACAGAAAAAGUAAUAUAUCAUUCUUUGAAAUAGAUGGCAGGAAAAAUAAGGUGUAUGCUCAACAUUUGUGUUUAUUAGCUAAAUUAUUUCUGGACCACAAAACAUUAUAUUAUGAUACAGAUCCAUUCUUAUUUUAUGUUAUGUGUCAAUCAGAUAGUAGGGGUUAUCAUAUGGUCGGCUUCUUUUCUAAGGAAAAAGAGUCAACAGAAGAUUACAAUGUAGCCUGUAUAUUAACAUUACCACCCUAUCAAAAGAUGGGUUAUGGUAAAUUACUUAUAGAAUUUAGUUAUCAACUGUCUAGAGUAGAAGGUAAAACAGGUUCACCAGAAAAACCUCUAUCUGAUUUAGGAUUAUUAUCUUAUCGUAGUUAUUGGUCUCAAACUAUUCUAGAAAUUUUAUUGAAAAUGAAACCUAAUGAAUCAGGGGAAAGACCAUGUAUAACCAUCAAUGAAAUCUCAGAAAUAACAAGUAUUAAAAAAGAAGAUGUGAUAUCAACUUUACAACAUUUAAACCUUAUCAACUAUUAUAAAGGACAAUAUAUUAUAACCAUUUCUUGUGAACAAAUAGACACUCAUAAUCGUGCCAUGGAGAGACGCAUAAUACGUAUCGAUCCUAAAUGUUUACAUUGGCAGCCUAAAGACUGGAGUAAACGAGGAAAAUGGUGA